Messenger RNA from Oryzias latipes (Japanese medaka), 2876 nucleotides. RefSeq names its product galactokinase 1 (gene galk1). Gene Ontology annotation, molecular function: ATP binding; galactokinase activity. Gene Ontology annotation, cellular component: cytoplasm; cytosol. Gene Ontology annotation, biological process: carbohydrate phosphorylation; galactose metabolic process. The record is from RefSeq and is a predicted model, not a curated record. NCBI's taxonomy places the organism in Eukaryota, Metazoa, Chordata, Actinopteri, Beloniformes, Adrianichthyidae.
GAAGCGCCACUCCGGGUCCGGGUUUCGGUCUCCAGCUCCCUCCGUCGGUCAGCUCAGCACAGUCUGGGACCCCCGAUGGCGGCUUCGGUUCCCGCUGUGUCAGACCUGGUGGCGGCCGCGCGGCGGCAGUUCACGCGCUCGUUCGGGGAGGAGACCCCGCAGGUGGCGGUGUGCGCGCCGGGGAGGGUCAACCUGAUCGGGGAGCACACGGACUACAACCAGGGAUUCGUGCUGCCGAUGGCGCUCCCCCUGGUCACUGUGGUGGUUGGCAGUCUCAACCUUGGGCAGGAUGUUACCAUAGUAACGGUUGCAGAAGACGCAGAUGAGCCCCGGGAGGUGUCCUUCAGCCUGGCCGGGGACAAUUCUGCGCUGACUCCAGGUGUCCCUCGCUGGGCGAACUACGUGAAGGGGGUCAUUCAGCACUACAGAGCUUCUCCUCUGCCGGGAUUCAGGGCAGUGGUGGCCAGUAGUGUCCCGCUGGGGGGAGGACUGUCUAGCUCCGCCUCCUUAGAAGUGGCCAUCUAUACUUUCCUGCAGCAGCUGAAGCCAGAUGGAGGUGACAACGUGGCCAAAGCUCUAUCCUGUCAGAAGGCAGAGCACACCCAUGCCGGCGUGCCCUGCGGCAUCAUGGACCAGCUGGUCUCCAUCCUGGGCAAAGAGGGGCAGGCUCUGCUCAUUGACUGCAGGUCCUUGGAGGUAUCCCCGGUCCCUCUAGUGCUCCCCGGUCCACUCAUCCUCAUCACCAACUCCAAUUUGAAACACUCAUUGGCGAACAGCGAGUACGCUAAGAGGCGCCAGCAAUGCGAGGAGGCGGCCACAGCUUUGGGGAAGAAGAGCCUCAGAGAUGCAACCAUGAAAGAGCUGGAAGAGGUGAAAAGCAGGCUGGACGACGUGAUCUUCCGCAGAGCUCGCCACGUCAUUGAGGAGACAGAGCGAACCCUACAAGCUGCGGAGGCCCUGAGAAGAGGGGCCUACAAGGAGUUUGGGAGGCUGAUGGUGGAGAGCCACAAUUCACUGAGGGAUCUGUAUGAGGUGAGCUGUAGAGAACUAGACCAGCUGGUUUCUGCUGCCCUGGAGGUGGACGGAGUAUUUGGCAGUCGGAUGACGGGUGGUGGAUUUGGUGGGUGCACUGUGACACUGCUGGAGGCCCACAGUGUCGAUAAGGCCAUCCUCCACAUGCAGGAGCGCUUCAGUGGGACGGCCACAUUCUUUAUCACCAGCCCUUCAGAGGGAGCCAGAGUUCUGCCCCUGUCAUGAUCCACUGGACACUGGAUCCACAAGCUCUCAACUUCAGCUCUGCUCAACAACGAGACUCCCUUUUAACAUCAUUUAUGUAUUUCCGACUAUUCUAAAGCAUAAGGUGCCAAACUCCAGGGCCUCGAGAGCCAGUGUCCUACAUGUUUUUCAACUAACCGGACGUUGAAGCUACUUAUUGGGUAAACGCACCUGAUCCAAGUAAUCAGCAGCAGAUAAAUCAGGAUUUCUGAACAAAAAAAAACAGCAGGAUGCCUGUCCUCAAGGUCUGGAGUCUGACAGCCCUAAAGGAUCAGAUUAAAAACUUUUAACUCUUAAAAAAAUAAACUGGUGAUUGUGAUUUGAUUUUGUUUUCUGUCUGAUGUUUCUAAAGAUUUGAAAACAUAAACAUAUGUGGGUGAUGUGAAGGAGGGUUUCAUAACCCCCACGCUUCUUUCUCACUGUGUGUGUCGAGAUUGGCGCUGACAGGGCUGGAAGGAGAGAAACAUUUACACGCUCAGCUGUCAUUGUCCUUAGAGGAUGAGGAGACAAAAACACACGACAGAGAUCUUUGUUCUUUUAUUCUAAAGAUCUGGAGGGGGUGGGGGGAUGAGUACAGAGCCCCCUCACAAAACCUGCAGUGAGAACCAAAGUCCAACUCAUCUCUAAGAAAGCAGCUUAGAUUUCAGUCUGUUGCUCUGAUAGUUUUAGACAAGCCCCCACUUUCCAUUCUCGCAUUUGAUGCAAAAAUAACUUGAUAUUUGCAAAUAUCUCAAAACAACAGAAAAUACUUGUGUAUAAUAGUUGAAAAAAAAAACAAAGCAGAAAUAAUAGUUAAAAAAACAAAAUGCAGAAAAAGACAUGCAGAUUGCACAACUGGAAUGUCGUGUGUCGGAUCUAGAACCGUAUUCCUGCAUAAAUUAUGUCAUGAAUAGUGGUCUUGAAAUCAACCUUUAUUCUGUCUUCCUAUGCUAGGGCAGUUUAACCAGCAGAUGAUGGGGAGGGAAGAAAAAGACAGAGCAAGAAUCGGCUGAGAAACAAAAAACUGCCCACUCACAAAAUCCUGUAGUAGAAAACAAAAUAAUAAAAAUCUGUCGAUGUCAAAUGGAAUGACAAAUGCAUGCAAAAAAAAUCAGUUUAUACAAACAAUUUUUAAAGGAUAGAACUGUUGGAGUGGAACAGCAAUACAAAAUAUAUAAAAUACAAAUUAACCAGUUUUAUGAGAACAUGCAAAGAAGACUACAAAAAGAAUGGGAAAAAAAUUAAUAAAAUACUAAAGGAAUUUGGAAAGCAUUGAACAGUGUCAUUAGAAAACAAAAAGACAAAAUAAAAUAACCAGACUUUUUAGUUAGUUAAAAUGAAAUGUGCAACAAUAAUCAGGAUAUAUCAUGAUUAGGGUUCUGUUUUUUCCCCGCCUGACUUAGUUUCAGCUUGACUUUCCUUGUCCCAAUCUCCGCUGAUCGUUUGCAUCGGUGUCUUCUCAGUCCUGUCAGUAUAUAUGUCUUGUCAUGGCCUUCCUCUGUGCUGCUCCAUAUUGUCUUCCCUGUCUUCCUGGUCACCACAACAGUUGUUUUUUGUUUGUUUUUUUGUUUCCCUGCUCGACAGCACUUUUUGUCAUCUAAAUAAACCCCUUGCCCUUGGAA